Messenger RNA from Verticillium dahliae VdLs.17, 642 nucleotides. Its product is annotated as phosphoglycerate mutase family protein. The coding region runs from base 1 to 642 and encodes 213 amino acids. Gene Ontology annotation, cellular component: cytoplasm. Gene Ontology annotation, molecular function: phosphatase activity. The record is from RefSeq and is a predicted model, not a curated record. The transcript has a single exon. Lineage: Eukaryota; Fungi; Ascomycota; Sordariomycetes; Glomerellales; Plectosphaerellaceae.
AUGGCACCCAUCAUCUACCUCGUCCGUCACGCCGAGGCGGAGCACAACAUCUCCAAAGACUUCACAAUACGAGACCCGCCCCUCACUACAGCCGGCAAGGCCCAGGCAUCAACUCUUGCUGCCACUCUGCCCGAGCCAGCGUCCAUCGACGUCGUGAUCACGUCUCCACUGACGCGCACGCUACAAACCACCAUCGCCGGCUUUCCGCACCUCGCGCGAGGGGGUGAGACGGGCGGCGCGCAGCUCAUCAUCGACGCAGACCUCCAAGAGCGCAGCAACCUUCCCUGCGACACCGGGUCGGAACGUGCGGAUCUGGAAAAGGCGUUUCCGCAUCUCGAUUUCGGACACUUGGGGGAGGACUGGCUGGUCAAGGAGGGGUUCUAUGCCGCUGAUGAUGAGGCCGUCGCGAAACGAGCGCAACGGUUCCGCGACAGGUUGCGCGAUAUUGCGACGUCUCUGGGUCAAGGAGGAGAUCGAGCGGGCGGCGAGGGACGGGGUGCGAACAUAGUCGUAGUCACGCAUGGCGUGUUCAUGAAAUUCCUCGCUGAAGACCAGUCCAUCGAUCUGCCCAAGGCUGGAUGGAAAGCAUUCGGGCUGGGUAACAGGGAGGAUGGAGGGGCUGUGCUUGUGGCGCAGGAGUGA